Messenger RNA from Saccharomyces paradoxus, 903 nucleotides. It is a transcript of the gene SPE4, whose product is annotated as spermine synthase. Gene Ontology annotation, molecular function: spermidine synthase activity. The record is from RefSeq and is a predicted model, not a curated record. Gene Ontology annotation, biological process: spermidine biosynthetic process. Gene Ontology annotation, cellular component: cytosol. The transcript has a single exon. The coding region runs from base 1 to 903 and encodes 300 amino acids. Lineage: Eukaryota; Fungi; Ascomycota; Saccharomycetes; Saccharomycetales; Saccharomycetaceae.
AUGGUCAAUAGUUCGCAGCAUCCCUACAUCAAAGAUGGAUGGUUUAGAGAGAUCAGUGAUAAGAAUUUUCCAGGCCAAGCCUUUACUAUGGCCGUGGACUCAAUACUUUAUGAAGCGCAAAGUGAAUUUCAGAACAUCUUGAUUUUCCAUAAUAGGGUCUACGGUACUGUGUUGGUCCUCGAUGGUAUUGUACAAUGUACAGAAUUCGAUGAGUUUGCCUAUCAAGAGAUGAUCACGCAUAUCGCAAUGUUUGCGCAUUCCAAUCCCAAGCGUGUACUUAUCAUUGGCGGUGGGGACGGAGGUGUAUUGAGGGAAGUAGCCAGGCACACCUGCGUAGAACAUAUCACUAUGGUGGAAAUUGACUCUUCAGUGAUCGAACUGUCGAGGAAAUUCUUGCCCACAUUGAGUAACGGUGCUUUUGAUGACGAAAGGUUGGACCUGAAACUUUGCGAUGGCUUCCAGUUCUUGCAAGAUAUAGGCGCUUCCGGCAUCCAUAAGAAAUUCGACGUCAUUAUUACUGAUAGUUCUGACCCUGAAGGUCCAGCUGAAGCGUUUUUUCAAGAGAGGUAUUUCGAACUGUUAAAAGAUGCUUUGAAUCCCAAUGGUGUCGUCAUUAUGCAAAGCUCUGAAAAUUUUUGGUUGAAUCUAGAUUACUUACGCCAUUUGAAAAACACAGCCAAAACAGUGUUUCCUAAUACAGAAUAUUGCUAUACCAUGGUUCCGACCUAUACAUCUGGCCAACUAGGUUUAAUCGUUUGUGGUAAUAAUGCCAAUAUACCGUUGAACAUUCCGCAAAGAAAGAUGACCGAACAAGAACAAGAGGAACUAAAAUACUACAACCCUCAAAUACAUUCGAGUGCAUUUGUUUUGCCUACUUGGGCUGAAAAGAUUAUUAACGAAUGA